Molecule: messenger RNA, 1258 nt
Organism: Anolis sagrei ordinatus
Lineage: Eukaryota; Metazoa; Chordata; Lepidosauria; Squamata; Anolidae
Gene: KLF2
Product: KLF transcription factor 2
Biological process (GO): regulation of transcription by RNA polymerase II
Molecular function (GO): DNA-binding transcription factor activity, RNA polymerase II-specific; RNA polymerase II cis-regulatory region sequence-specific DNA binding
Source: RefSeq, a predicted model, not a curated record
UCAGGAGCACCUCCUCUCCUUCUCUCUGCUCACUUCCUGAGCUGCCUGUCAUUGGCCUGAAGGCCGGCCUGGGCCGCCUUAAAAGGGGCUCCGAGAGGGAGACGCUCCAGACCGACUCCUUCCUUCUUUCACAGCUUCUACCAUGGCCACCGCGAGCCUCCCCUCCUUCGCCUCCUUCUGCUGUGCUGCCGAAAGCCGAUUUCAGCCAGAUCCCGCUUCGCUCUGGCCCUGCGCUCUAGAGGCCCGGCUGCCCCCGGAAGAGGAAGCCCGUUGCCAUGAUGAAGAGGAGGACGGGGACUUGAACUCGGUGCUGGAGCUGAUCCUCUCUAUGGGGGGCGGAGGGGGCUUCUACCCGGAGGAGGUGAGCCCGCCCCCUCCACGCCCUUCCUGCUGCGCCCUGGAGGCGCCCUUCUUCCCCUUCGAGGCCCCUCCGCCGGCGGUGGCGGCGCCCUUCCUCCCCGCGCACGGCCAGUCCUUCGUCCACGACAGCCCGGAAGUGCAGGGCCGCUUCUUCUUCGUGAGGCCUGCGCCCUCGCCCACCCCGCCCUCGAGUCCUGAGGCGCACUGUGCGGCCUUCGGGGCCUUCCAGGAUCCGUCACCAUCGCCGCCGGAGCCCAAGCCAAGGCGAGGCCGCCGCGCCUGGCCCCGCAAGCGCCCCGCCGCCCACUCCUGCUCCUACGCCGGCUGCGGGAAGACCUACACCAAGAGCUCCCACCUCAAGGCCCACCUGCGCACGCACACCGGUGAGAAGCCUUACCACUGCAACUGGGAAGGCUGCGGUUGGAAGUUCGCCCGUUCCGAUGAGCUGACCCGCCAUUACCGGAAGCACACCGGGCACCGGCCCUUCCCUUGCCCGCUCUGCGACCGCGCUUUCUCCCGUUCGGACCAUCUGGCCCUCCACAUGAAGAGGCACCUUUAAGGGAGCGGACAGCCGGAAGUACGGCAACCAGUCGCACACGGGGACCAGAAGUACGGCACCCAUAGACACACGGGGACCAGAAGUGUGCCUUCUGAGGUCCCUUUGAAAAUGACAAUGCACACAGAAGCAAUCAAACGGCGCUCUUGAUGUCAAAAGAAGCGGGAAAACAAGCCAAGCAUGCGACGAUGUGUGCCUGCACUGUAUAGAGAGAGAAUGUGAUGUUUUUAUAUAUAUUGUACAUAGUGAGAAAAGCCUGGGAGACAAAAAUGGGCCUGUUUUGCAGCCCAUUCCUUUUUAUUAUUAUUUUAUAUAAAUAAAAUUGAAAAUAUAUUAAAAGAA